AUGUCUUUGGUCUUGACCAAUCAACAAUGUUUGCGUAGACAAUGUCACGUGACUUCCUCACUCAAAGACAUGAGGUCCCGCCAUUCAACAGUGACCUCUACUAAGUCUUCCCACUCCACGGCAAGCAAUAAUACCAGUGGUGGUGGACUUGAAGAUUUUCUGAGCACAAUGAAGAUUUCAGAUAUAAGCUUUGACUCUGUGACGUACUCAAAGAAGACAGUUGAGGAAUCAGUCACUUUCAAAAUUGGGGAUCCACACCACACACCACGAUCACCUUCUCAUUCACGCCAUGCACCACAAUCGCCUUCUCAUUCACGCCAUGCACCACAAUCACCCUCUCCAACACACUCCACGCUGUCACAUACUUGUUCGGAUGUACCAGAGCCAAAGCAUCGUGAUCACCGAUCAGCUGCAGAGUCGGAUACUGCGCAAUUCAGUACCACUCAACAAGCGACUGUAGCCUCGCGCACACCCCAUCCUGAUGAGCUGUAUCUGCCUGCUGGCACUCAAGUUCAAGGAUACUAUGUGGUAACUGUUGGUCAGGAAGUCGGUAUUUUUUUUUGCUGGCUUGACGCCAAAGUACGCGUUGAUGGAAUCAGCAGCGCAUUUCACACCAGAUAUGAUCAUUGGGCUGAUGCGUUGGAGUUGUACACGAGCCACUACAAUAUGGGACUGCUCCGUGCAGUUCCCACUGUUGGAGGACCGUUCUGGCCAGUUGGAAUCAUACACCCUACUCCACCUCCUAGUCCGACCACUACAGCCUCAUCUACCAACUCUGAGGAUCUUUGGUCUUAUCUUGAAGACUUAUCUGAGUACAUGAGUCAGGUCUAA
This is a messenger RNA of Suillus paluster, 831 nucleotides long. RefSeq lists its product as uncharacterized. The transcript has 4 exons. The record is from RefSeq and is a predicted model, not a curated record. The coding region runs from base 1 to 831 and encodes 276 amino acids. NCBI's taxonomy places the organism in Eukaryota, Fungi, Basidiomycota, Agaricomycetes, Boletales, Suillaceae.